UUGACCCAUUUUUCAUUCAAUAUCCAUUUCAUCUUUGCUGGAAGUUAUUUUAUCUCUGGCCUCUAUCAGUCAGUGACUUUUAUAGGGUACGUAUUCGACUGUUUGGAUAACUGCGAGUGUGAUACCGACGACGAAGUGGUUCAUUGUCAUAAUGGAGAACGAACUAAGUUGACCUUACCCGAAGGUCAGCGUCUUCGCGGCUUCCCAGUCAUUGGAAUGACCUACAAUAACAUCGUCAACCUUCCCGAUGAGAGAUUACUUCUGAACAAAUUCCCGGAUCUGAAGGUGAUCGACGUUGAGCGGAAUCCCAACUUCAACUGCAGUUCUUUGAGCCAGUAUGAUCAAAUCAAGAUUGUUUCCGAUUGCAAUAAGAACAUCUCAGAAAUCAGUCGUGUACCAAGGAUAUUCCGGCCGACUCGGGAUUGCGACAUUGCCUGCCAAGCUGAAAAGCACUAUAAAGCUCUCCACAAAUACGUCCUUGAUCUUUGGAAGAUCCUUAAGCAGAAAUACGAGAAUUUCAAUUUGGAUGACACUCUUCGUGAACUACAAGAGUUCUUCACAAUGGUGGCGAAUCGCGUGAAUCAAAUGGGCACCAAAAUCCAAGUGACUUUGAAGGAGAAACUAGCAGAUGAGUCGCACGAGCAGGAGCAGCAGCAGCAGGAAGACCCGCACCUUACUCCGAUGACGGAGUUGAAAGAAAUUAAUACCGACUAA
Cooperia oncophora is the source of this 714-nucleotide messenger RNA. NCBI's taxonomy places the organism in Eukaryota, Metazoa, Nematoda, Chromadorea, Rhabditida, Trichostrongylidae. The record is from the annotation of a GenBank genome assembly.